Molecule: messenger RNA, 495 nt
Organism: Fomitiporia mediterranea MF3/22
Lineage: Eukaryota; Fungi; Basidiomycota; Agaricomycetes; Hymenochaetales; Hymenochaetaceae
Exons: 3
Coding region: 1-495 (164 amino acids)
Source: RefSeq, a predicted model, not a curated record
AUGUCCAUGUCGGAUCACUUCCAAGGCACAAUCCUCUCUCCGACCCCGUGCGUACUCUCCUUCCCCACCCACCAUUCUAUGCUUGACAUCCUCGAUGGACUCACACCACGUGCCUUUACAUUCCCCAGUGCCGUCCAUGACACCAGAUCGGGAAGCAGUAGCCACUGCUCACCCCUCCUGAGCCGAGUCCGUCCACACCUUGUACAUUGCCUUCUCCCUUCAAGCCAGAACGUCCCGGAGAUACACCUUGCAAUCAAUGACUCAGUUUACUGCACCUCCCAUUGGACGACCUCGUUCAACGCUCCGCAUCUCGAUCUGCAUGCACCACUCACACUCGCUGCACACGCCGCCACGACACAGCCUCACCCUUCACAAUCUGCUCGACCUUACAACUCACACGCGUACGCGAUUCUACUUGCAGGGACUGAGCAACGAUCAAGGCCUGGUGAUGAAGACUACAUCGAGCAGCCCAAGAACACAUUAAUCCUUUAUUGA